Equus caballus (horse) is the source of this 1047-nucleotide messenger RNA. NCBI's taxonomy places the organism in Eukaryota, Metazoa, Chordata, Mammalia, Perissodactyla, Equidae. The record is from RefSeq and is a predicted model, not a curated record.
UUUUCAUAAAGAACUUUAUUCCCUUUGGAGGGAAAGGUUUUCGUUCUUUUAACUGAAGGUUUUCCACAUUUCUCGUUGAGUUCCUGGCUUGUAAACAGUUACAGAAGUAGCCAGAAGGAGCAUACCCUGCUACUUGUCUUUGGGAAUCUGAAAUCAGAGGAGUUAGACAAUUAUCUAAUAAUUUUGGUCUUGUUACCUGAAGAGAAAGUUGUGGUUGGGAAAGUGGGGCUUGACCUAUUUUUUGAUUAAAUUCUUAGGACUCAUCUGUGGAAUGCUUCAAGACCCAAGAGAAGGGAACCCGGUGGCCUUAGUCUUCAGGUGGAACAGCGUGCGACAUGGGAAAGAAAACCAAGCGGACAGCUGACAGUUCUUCUUCAGAGGAUGAGGAGGAGUAUGUUGUGGAGAAGGUGCUAGACAGGCGCGUGGUUAAGGGGCAAGUGGAAUACCUACUGAAGUGGAAAGGUUUUUCUGAGGAGCACAAUACUUGGGAACCUGAGAAAAAUUUGGAUUGCCCUGAGCUAAUUUCUGAGUUUAUGAAAAAGUAUAAGAAGAUGAAGGAGGGUGAAAAUAACAAACCCAGAGAGAAGUCAGAAAGUAACAAGAGGAAAUCCAAUUUCUCAAACAGUGCUGAUGAUAUCAAAUCUAAAAAAAAGAGAGAGCAGAGCAAUGAUAUCGCUCGAGGCUUUGAGAGAGGACUGGAACCAGAAAAGAUCAUUGGGGCAACAGAUUCCUGUGGUGAUUUAAUGUUCCUAAUGAAAUGGAAAGACACAGAUGAAGCCGACCUGGUUCUUGCAAAAGAAGCUAACGUCAAAUGUCCACAGAUUGUGAUAGCCUUUUAUGAAGAGAGACUGACAUGGCAUGCAUAUCCUGAGGACGCGGAAAACAAAGAGAAAGAAACAGCAAAGAGCUAAAGGAGGGGGUGGUCUCUGUCAUUUCUCUUUGUACAUAAUACAUUCACCUCCCAACCUCCUCUCCCUUCAACCCACCCCCUUCUAUCCUAAACACAUCCAUAAAAAAUGUGCUUAUCACUGUGCUCCACAGGAGAAA